CCGGAAGGCUGCCUCCUGUACUGGGAAAACUGACAACUGAGUUUGACGAGGAGUCUUCUGUCCCGGUCGCGGUUUCUUUGGUCACUCUUGGGAAGAAAUGUCUUCUGUCAAAAGAAAUCCCAAAAGGGAAAUAAUUUCUGAACUCCACAGUUCAGCCGCAGAAGGAGACGUCGCGAAGUUAGCAGGAAUUCUCAGUCACUCUCCAUCUCUUCUCAACGAGACUUCUGAAAACGGAUGGACUGCUUUAAUGUAUGCCGCCAGGAACGGGCAUCCCGAUGCUGUCCAGUUUCUGCUUGAGAAAGGAUGUGACAGAUCGUUUGUCAAUAAAUCGAGGCAAACCGCCCUGGAUAUUGCGGUAUUUUGGGGUUAUAAGCAUAUAGCUAACUUAUUGGCUAACGCCAAAGGCGGGAAGAAGCCCUGGUUCCUAACCGGUGACAUAGACGGAUGUGAAAAUUAUUUUAGCAGAACACUGCUGGACCGGAGGAGUGACAAAAGGACUAAUUCUGACUGGCUGCAAGCUAAAGAGAGCCACCCCGCCACAGUUUAUAUCCUUUUCUCUGACUUGAACCCCCUGGUUACUCUAGGUGGUAAUAAAGAAAGCUCGCAGCAGCCGGAAGUCAGGCUCUGCCAGCUGAACUACGCGGACAUAAAGGAUUACUUGGCUCAGCCUGAGAAGAUCACCUUGGUGUUCCUUGGAGUCGAGCUUGAAAUGAGAAAAGGCUCCCACGCCCCUGCCUGCGGAGUCCCAGAGGAAGAGGAAGAUGGUUUGGUUGCAUGGUUUGCUCUUGGCAUAGAACCUGGUGCAGCUGAGGAGUUUAAGCAAAGACAUGAAAACUGUUACUUUCUCCACCCGCCAAUGCCCGCUCUUCUGCAGUUGAAAGAAAAAGAGGCUGGGGUUGUGGCUCAAGCAAGAUCGGUGCUUGCGUGGCACAGUCGAUACAAGUUCUGCCCAACCUGCGGCAGCACGACUAAAAUUGAAGAAGGUGGCUACAAAAGAGUGUGUGUUCGAGAAAACUGCCCUAGUCUCCAUGGCGUCCACAACACUUCUUACCCGAGAGUUGAUCCAGUCGUAAUUAUGCAGGUCAUCCAUCCAGACGGAACCAAGUGUCUUUUAGGCCGGCAAAAGAGAUUUCCCCCGGGCAUGUUCACUUGUCUCGCUGGAUUUAUCGAGCCUGGGGAGACAAUAGAAGAUGCUGUGCGGAGAGAGGUAGAAGAGGAAAGUGGAGUCAAAGUUGGCCAUGUUCAGUAUGUCUCUUGUCAGCCAUGGCCAAUGCCCUCCUCUUUAAUGAUUGGCUGUUUAGCUGUGGCAGUGUCUACAGAAAUUAAAGUUGACAAGAAUGAAAUAGAGGAUGCCCGAUGGUUCACUAGAGAACAGGUGGUGGAUGUUCUUACCAAAGGGAAGCAGCAAGCAUUCUUCGUGCCACCAAGCCGAGCUAUUGCACAUCAGUUAAUCAAGCACUGGGUUGGCAUGAACCCCAGUCUCUAAAUGAAAAAUGCUAGCCUCUGUCGAAUAUCACCUAAUUUUUAACACUACUUAUAUCUCAAGAAAGAAUAGAUAUAUUUACUGAUCUUUAGAAUAUUUUAACAUAAAACUUGGGAGCUUCAAAACUGUUUUCAGUGUUCUUUCCAUUAUUAACUACAAAAUUCACAGUUUUAUAAAAUGGAAUGAUGCCUCAAAUUUUUUCAUAAAUUUGGAGGCAGCCUGUGAACAUUUUUGUUGUGUUUCCCAAUUUUAUCUCAGAAAACUAAUUGUAUGUCUACCAAGAAAGAUCAUGUUGGGAUGAAGUGUGCUCCAGAAAUGAGAUAAACCUUAAUCUUUGUAAAGAGUGGACCCUUUAUUGGAGAUAUGUGUCAAGAUAACUUUGGUGAAUUUUGAGCGUCCAUAAUAUUUAGUCAUCCAGUUAUCAUCCUCCUGGUCUUUUGUCUACUGGUAGUACUGUUGUACUAUUAGUCCUAGUUUGAUAUGACCAGUGUUGAAAAUUAUUUUAUAAUUAUAAUAAUUAAUGUCAGUAUUCACUUAUAAAAUACAGUAGCUUGGCACUAACCUUUCUCAUCAUAUCCUCAGAGCCUUAAGUAGCACACCUUAGAAUGGGGCUGCUCAGCUCUAUGGAUAGUUAGUGCAGCAUUUCAGUUUUACAAUAUAGAUGCAUAUAUUUUACUUGAUUGUCCUGCAGUUGUCUUAACUAUAUAAAUUUACAUAUGUUGCCUCUUUUUCUAGUCUGGUAGAACUUGAAGAGAGCAUGAACACAAUAGAUGUUGAGCAUCAUCAUUUUAAUAGUAUGCAUCUAAGACCUAGAUCUCCAGUGCAGCAGGAAACAGAAGCUAUUACUAAAAGUAUCUGUAGACUAAGGAGCCAGAAAAAUGACUUGGUCAUUAAGGUGCUUGCUGUGCAAGCAUGAGUCCUUGAGUUCAGAUUCUCUGCAACCGUUUCAAAAGCUGUGUUCGGCACCAUCCAACUCUAACCCCAGACCUAAAGAGGCAGAGAUGUGAGUAUCCCGAGGGCUUGUUGGUCAGUCAGUCUGGUGACUCACUGAUUGGAAUAACAGACCUUGUCUCAAAACGUAAGGUGGAAAGAUGGAGAUGGAUCCAAUGUGAAGAGCACCUGUCAUUCCUGUGGAACCAGGGUUUAGUUCCCAAGGUCCUCCUCAGACAGGACACAACCCCCUGCAGCUACAACUUCAGGGUAUCCAAUACCCUAUUCUGGCCUCUGCAAGCGUCUACAUGAGCAUUUACCGAAGACACAGACACAUAAAUAGAAAGAUUGAAGAACACACCUGACUUCUGUCUCUGCCCUACACCCCCCCAACACACACACACGUGUGUGCACACAUUCCCACACACAGGCAUACACACACAGUAAGUGAAAAAAGUGAUGAUAGGAAGAAUGAACUUAGCUUAUUAGAUGUUUUUAAUUGAAAAUUUAAGUAUAAGGCUUAACAUUUAUUUAACCUAAAUAAUGUAACUUUCUUAGAGAAUUUACUUUACUAAUGAAUACUGUUGCUUAGCAGUUAAUGAAGCUUUAUUAAAAUCAGUGCUUUGACCAAAAUAGGACCUACACAGAACAUUUAUAUAUGUGGUAAUUUGGACCUAUAUAAUUAUGUUAAAAGUUAUACUUUGAGUAUUAUGAAAUAUCAGUUGAAGUUCAUCUUUGCUCCAAAUAUGCUUUUAAUAUUUGUCCAUUCUUAUAUUACAUUAUAAACUCCCCACGUCAUUAAUGUUAAAUGGCAAAGUAAAAUACACAUGUUAAAAAUGUACAAAUUUAGUUUUAAAUUCCUACUGUACUUGGGAAAAUUAGUGAGUAAAUUACUGUUUUUAAUAAUCAUUCCUAAGUUUUGACAUUGGAGAGGUGAGGAUACACUGUAAAUAUGAAAGGUUGCUACCUUAACCAGUUCUCAAGAGGCAAUAGAUAUCAAUGUAACAACACAUUAAAAUAUACUCUGUGUAUGGUGUGUUUUAAAUGUUUUGAUGAAUUUUUUGACAGAAGUAUAAAUUUUAGUCUGUAUCAUUGGUUUAUUAAUGGUGUCCAUAAGCAAAUGUACAAAUCUCUCUCUUUUGUUUUUGAGCUUUGAUUUCACUGUAGCCCAACCUAUAUAAUUCUUGGAUUACAGGUGGGAUCCACUAUAUCUGGCCAAAGAAUUAAAAUUUUGAUUUGGUGCACAAACUUAGCCCAAGAGUAAUUUACUUGUGCAAUGCCUCCAAGGUAUUGGGUUUAAACCCAAGCAUUUUUUUAAUGUCUAUUUUGAAUCUUAAGUUUUGUAGUUUGGGGUAAAAUGUGUGAACAAACGGGUUUGUGAGAUCUUACGUUGUGAAUAAUUAAAGUCUUCAGACUUAAAGCUAUGUAUGUAGCACAGUCUACCUUAA
This is a messenger RNA of Rattus rattus (black rat), 3861 nucleotides long. It is a transcript of the gene Nudt12, whose product is annotated as nudix hydrolase 12. The coding region runs from base 98 to 1486 and encodes 462 amino acids. NCBI's taxonomy places the organism in Eukaryota, Metazoa, Chordata, Mammalia, Rodentia, Muridae. Gene Ontology annotation, biological process: NADP+ catabolic process; NAD+ catabolic process. Gene Ontology annotation, cellular component: cytosol. The record is from RefSeq and is a predicted model, not a curated record. Gene Ontology annotation, molecular function: NADH pyrophosphatase activity; metal ion binding; protein binding. The transcript has 7 exons.